AUGGCACGCGGGUGUGAUGCGUCGCCUCAAACUCACUCCAAGUCGUGUGGCGACGGGACGAUAGGGAAUACGCUUGACAGUGAGCAGUACGGUGAGGAACAAAUCGAACCACCUGACCUAAGUGUUCGACCCAAACCUCCUCCAGCUACUACCUCUGAAGCUCCAUCGGCUUACCUUUACAAGACUCCAUCCAACACCCAACCCAAUUCAUCCGACACCAAUGCAAACCUCCUCUUUCCCAUCCUACUGCAACCACUAGGAACCCAUGUACAGACGCAUCUGACUAAGUUCCAUGAAUUUGCAGUGAAAGUGUGCAAGCAAAUCGACUCAAAAAUUCACGAUUUCGCCGCAACUCGCGACACUCAACAUGCCUCAACUUUUUCAGUCCAAUACUCCAUCGACGACUGCACCUUCGAGUCGACUUCGAUACCUGGAACGAGGAAACGAAAAUUUAGGCGUUUCUCAGACGAUCAAAUUUGGGAGCUGGAAAAUCGGUAUUUUACAAAUAACAAAAUCUCUCUUAGCGAAGCAUUUAACGACAGACAGUCAAUUUGCGGCGAGGCUUGCCGUGUCAAUUCAAUAGCUAGGUUCGUCUAA
Molecule: messenger RNA, 597 nt
Organism: Mesocestoides corti
Lineage: Eukaryota; Metazoa; Platyhelminthes; Cestoda; Cyclophyllidea; Mesocestoididae
Source: the annotation of a GenBank genome assembly